AAAGCCAUACGUUCUCUCUCUCUCUCUCGCUCUCCAGAGUUCUGCUGUGACGCUUGUGUGUUACUUCUAUUUAAAUCAACAGUUGUACAGAGAGGAACAAUCACCCCUUCAACAGUCAUGUCGAAACGGAGUGGCAGAUUAGUUCGAUGGAUGUUGUGGGUCGUGGCUGUGAUAGCUUUGUUUUUUCUGGGAUUUAUCGCAGGUUGGCUUGCAAAGCGUGCACAGCCUAACAAGGUAAACAGUGCCUCCAGUCAGUAUUUGUGGGAGUUCCUUGAAGAAAUGCAGCCUAGCCAGAUAAAAGAGCAUCUCAGGAAAUUUACACGCCUCCCCCAUCUGGCGGGUACAGAGCAGAAUUUGAAGUAUGCAGAGCAGAUUCAGAAGGAGUGGCAGGAGUUUGGGCUGGACUCUGUAGAGAUGGUGCCGUAUGAUGUCCUGCUGUCCUACCCCAACGCAUCGCAGCCCAAUUACAUUGCAGUAGUUGACGGAAGCGGUCAUGAGAUUUUUACCACAUCCUUGGCUGAGCCCGUCCCCGAGGGUUAUGAAGACAUUGCCAACAUUGUCCCUCCAUACAGCGCCUUCUCUGCUAAAGGACAACCUGAGGGCGAUCUGGUGUAUGUCAACUACGGCCGCACUGAAGACUUCUUCCAGUUGGAGAGGCAGAUGGGAAUCAAUGUGACUGGCAAGAUUGUCAUUGUCAGAUAUGGGAAAAUAUUUCGAGGCAAUAAGGUGAAGAAUGCCAUGUUAGCCGGCGCAAAAGGGAUUAUUUUGUUCUCUGAUCCAGCAGAUUACUGUGCUGAAGGAGUCAAGCCAUACCCCGAAGGAUGGAACCUGCCGGGUGGUGGAGCUCAGAGAGGAAACGUUAUGAAUUUGAAUGGAGCAGGAGAUGCGCUCACCCCCGGAUACCCAGCUAAAGAAUACACCUACAGAUCCCGUCCUGAAGACGGAGUGGGAAUUCCCAGCAUUCCUGUGCAUCCGAUUGGCUACCAUGAUGCAUUCCACCUCCUUAAGAACAUGGGAGGACCAAAUUCACCAAACACCUGGAAAGGUGCCUUGAACGUCUCCUACAGGAUUGGUCCAGGUUUCACGGAUGACUUAAAGAACCAGUCAGUGCGCAUGAACAUUUAUACCAACAUGCAAGUGACCAGGAUCUACAACGUCAUUGGAAGGAUUAGAGGCGCUCUAGAGCCAGACAGGUAUGUGAUUCUUGGCGGACACCGGGAUGCAUGGGUUUUUGGCGGAAUUGAUCCCAUGUCGGGAGCUGCUGUGGUCCACGAAAUUGUUCGCAGCGCUGGCAGGUUUCUCAGUAAAGGCUGGAGGCCGAGAAGAACAAUAAUAUUUGCCAGCUGGGAUGCAGAGGAAUUUGGACUGCUGGGCUCCACAGAAUGGGCAGAGGACAAUGCCAAGCUGCUUCAGGAGAGAGCUGUGGCCUACAUCAAUGCAGACUCUGGCAUAGAGGGUAUGUUUACACUGAGGGUUGACUGCACUCCAUCUUUACACACACUCGUGUACGACCUCACCAAGCAGCUAGCCAGUCCAGAGAUAGAAGAGGAAGGAGUUUCUCUGUAUGAAAGUUGGCAUAAGAAAGACAACUGGACGAACGACCGUGACGCACCCAGGAUCAGCAAACUGGGCUCAGGAAGUGAUUUUGAAGCCUAUUUUGUCCGUCUCGGAAUUGCAGCAGGCAGAGCAAGAUACACCAAGAACUGGAAAACAGAGCGAUACAGCAGUUAUCCCGUCUAUCACACCGUGUAUGAAACCUUCGAGGUCGUGGAGAAGUUUUACGACCCUACCUUCAGGAGACUUCGCACUGUGGCCCAAGUGAGAGGGGGCCUCAUUUUCCUCCUGGCGGAUUCACAGAUCAUCCCCCUUGAUGCCAACCAAUACGCCCUCUCUCUCCAAAAGUAUGCACGCAGCAUCGCAGCCUUAGGACAGGGGCACCUGGAGGAGAUGCAGAAGUACAAGGUGUCGUUUGACUCCUUGUUUUCAGCUGUGGAAAACUUCACAGUUGCUGCGAGGGAGUUUCAUGAGCGCCUGCAAAACAUAAACACAGCAGAUCCCCUGCAGGUACGUGCAAUGAAUGAUCAGCUCAUGUAUCUUGAGAGGGCCUUUAUAGACCCCCUGGGAUUACCUGGCCGACCCUUCUACAGGCAUGUCAUAUUUGCUCCAAGCAGCCAUAAUAAAUACGCAGGGGAGUCAUUCCCUGGGAUUUACGACGCACUGUUCGACAUAGAGCGCUCGGCCGACCAGGAGCAGGCCUGGAACGAAGUCAAGCGACAAAUCAGCAUAGCGGCAUUCACUGUCCACGCUGCUGCCAUGACGCUUGCGCCGCCUGCAUGACGCACCUAUCAGCACAUCUUCUGGAAUCAUGGGAUUAAAUGAGAGGUUAUUUCAAGACGGAAUCAACACCCGAUGUAUGGAGAAGACGAACGCUCUACUAUAUGACAAGUUUGGGUGGAAAAUUCCUGCAAUUUGGGUCACCACUUGUCAUUGAGGGGUAAUGGUGGGGGCCGCAGCCGAACCAGUUGAGAAGCACUCAUAUAGACAAUCACUCAU
Dunckerocampus dactyliophorus (ringed pipefish) is the source of this 2553-nucleotide messenger RNA. RefSeq names its product N-acetylated alpha-linked acidic dipeptidase 2 (gene naalad2). The record is from RefSeq and is a predicted model, not a curated record. Lineage: Eukaryota; Metazoa; Chordata; Actinopteri; Syngnathiformes; Syngnathidae. The transcript is spliced from 20 exons. Gene Ontology annotation, molecular function: carboxypeptidase activity. Bases 118 to 2337 code for a protein of 739 amino acids.